AUGUCCAUUAAUUUGCAUACAAAACUUAAAAAUGAUUAUUCUUAUAAAUUGAUUCAAUUGACUCCAGAUCUUUUAAAAAUAUUAACUAACAAAGAGAAUAGGAAUAGUUUACAAUUUAAAUCGGUCAGCCGAGAUUUAAAUAAUGACGAUGAAACCAACCAAAACAAUGAUGUUGUAUUGUGUUCUGAUGAUAAAACGUGGCUAAUGAGACAGAUGAACCAUUCUAAUACUGUUCUUUUAAUGAAAGAAUUUAUACCUGAUGAGGCACCUGAUUCAGACAAAGUACCAUUAUUCGGUACCAAUACCGCACCUAAUAAGGACUACUUAGGGUUUGUUAGAACUACAUUCGAAUAUGAAACACAAUUAAUUAAUAACCCAUUAGUUAAUUUGAACAACAUUCCAAUAUAUAACGGUGAAAUAGAAUUUCCAAAAAAGUCAGAAAAGUUGCAUAUAAAAGAUAAAAAAACUAUCUUAAAAAAUUCACUCUGUUCUAGAGAAGAGUUUGACCGUAGAUGGACGAAUAUUGGUGGAUGUCGUAUAAAUGGCUAUAUGUGUAUAUUGUCAUCAGAUUUUAUGUCCAAAGUGUUGCACAUCGUGUUAAUGAGCAUAAUGGCAGAAUCCCUGGAUACUAAAAAUUUAACAAUUAAAGAUAUAUACAACGCUGUUAACAAAGAUAUAAAUGAGGACCAGGAAAAUACUAAGAAUAACUUAUAUUCAAAAGAUGUUGUAGAGACAGUAAUCAAAAAGUUUAGUUUGAUGAAUAUUGAAUCAAAACAAGAAACUUGGAGAUUAAAUAUGAAAGAAAUAGUGAUGUGGUAUGGUAUAAAUGCUUUAAAAAAAUAUGUUUCCAAGAAAAGUAUGUCACAAGAUGAAUUUUUGAUCAAAUGGAAAUCAUUAUUUCCACCUUAUUUCCCAAGUGAAAUGGAUUUACAAUUACUGGCCGGUUGGUAUUAUAGACCGUCAUCGAAUUCUAUCCAAUACAUAUCGAAAGAUAUACUACCCAACGACAUUAAAGAUAGGUUCAAAAUGCUUUUCAAGUUGCAAUCACAGUGGCAACAAGAAGAUAUUGUGCCAUUUAUUGAAGAAUUUAACACGAAAAAUUUAAAGAUAGAUAGUUUUAUUAUGAAAUUCUCCAGGCGUAAAAGAAUUGGUAACAAAUUCAUUAUUAGUAGCAGAUAA
This is a messenger RNA of Tetrapisispora phaffii CBS 4417, 1179 nucleotides long. It is a transcript of the gene DCC1, whose product is annotated as Dcc1p. Bases 1 to 1179 code for a protein of 392 amino acids. Gene Ontology annotation, cellular component: nucleus; Ctf18 RFC-like complex; chromatin. Gene Ontology annotation, biological process: maintenance of mitotic sister chromatid cohesion; mitotic sister chromatid cohesion. The record is from RefSeq and is a predicted model, not a curated record. The transcript has a single exon. NCBI's taxonomy places the organism in Eukaryota, Fungi, Ascomycota, Saccharomycetes, Saccharomycetales, Saccharomycetaceae.